Messenger RNA from Diceros bicornis minor, 3975 nucleotides. RefSeq names its product multivesicular body subunit 12A (gene MVB12A). Gene Ontology annotation, cellular component: ESCRT I complex; cytosol. The transcript is spliced from 9 exons. Bases 61 to 882 code for a protein of 273 amino acids. The record is from RefSeq and is a predicted model, not a curated record. Gene Ontology annotation, biological process: receptor catabolic process; endosome to lysosome transport via multivesicular body sorting pathway; viral budding. Lineage: Eukaryota; Metazoa; Chordata; Mammalia; Perissodactyla; Rhinocerotidae.
CGUCGGGCGGCGACUCGGAGGUCCGAGGCAGUCCCCCGCCUUCGGCGCUUGGCUCGGAGGAUGGAUCCCGGGCCCGGGCCCGACGCAGCGCCGCUGAGUGGCCUGGCCUGGUCGUCGGCCUCGGCGCCCCCGCCGCGGGGAUUCAGCGCGAUAUCCUGCACCGUGGAGGGCGCGCCCGCCAGCUUCGGCAAGAGCUUCGCGCAGAAAUCUGGCUACUUCCUGUGCGUCAGUCCCUUGGGCAGUCUCGAGAAUCCGCAGGAGAACGUGGUGGCCGAGAUCCAGGUUCUGGUGGACAAGAGCCCCCUCCCGCCCGGCUUCUCCCCGGUGUGCGACCCCCUGGACUCCAAGGCCUCCGUGUCCAAGAAGAAACGCAUGUGUGUGAAGCUGGUGCCCUUGGGGACCGCGGACACGGCUGUGUUUGAUGUGCGGCUGAGUGGGAAGACCAAGACGGUGCCCGGAUACCUGCGAGCAGGGGACAUGGGCGGCUUUGCCAUCUGGUGCAAGAAGGCAAAGGCCCCUCGGCCGGUGCCCAAGCCCCGGGCUCUCAGCCGGGACAUGAGGGGCCUUUCCCUGGACCUGCCCGGCCAGCCCAGCAGGGGCAGCUUCCCGGAGCGGACGCUGUCGAGGCUGGGCUCUCGAGCUUCCACGCUGCGGAGGAGCGACUCCAUCUACGAGGCCUCCAGCCUGUAUGGCAUCUCAGCCAUGGAUGGGGUUCCCUUCACGCUGCACCCCCGGUUUGAGGGCAAGAGCUGCGGGCCCCUGGCCUUCUCUGCAUUUGCCGAUCUGACCAUCAAAUCACUGGCGGACAUUGAGGAGGAGUACAACUACGGCUUUGUGGUGGAGAAGACAGCGGCUGCCCGCCUGCCCCCCAGUGUCUCGUAGCCCUUCGCCAGCCCCAGGGAAGAGCCCCCUGCCUGCCACCUCCGGCCGGGCAGCUGCCCGCGCCACCCCAUUUUGGGAACCUUGGUGGUGCAGGGCAUUCCGGACCCUCAGCCACCUGGCAGAGCUGCAGCCCUGGAGGAGGGGACCGACCUGUCUGCUUGGUGAUGGGGUUUCUGCCCCUGGGCCCUGCAGGGCAGGGGUGGGGGCUGGACGAAACCAGUGCCUUCUAGUCAUUCGUGUCAAAACUCUCCUGUGCCUGGAGGCCACGCGGGCGUCCUCCUGGCAAUAAACACGGCCCUGUCCUGGCUCUCUGGUCCUGAUCCUGGCCAUGGCUUCUGCGGCUGGCAGUCCUCACCACGCACACUGAGCAAGCAGGUGAAAUCGUGGCAUGGAGGCAGCACUGCUGCGGCUCCGUUCACAGAGGGGAAACUGAGGCUCAACGGGUGCCUGAGCCCGGAUUCUAGGUCACAGAAAGGACCUGGGCCCGCCCGCCUGUCCAUCAUUGCAUAGAACAGUGAUAACAGUAACGGCCGCCGUUUACCUCACCUGGACCGCAUCCCCGUCCCCGAGCCGCUGUCUCAUUCGGUCUUCCCACAGCCAGUGGGAGGCCCCGGUUUUGUCGCCAGUUUACAGAUAGGGAAACUGAGGCAGGCUAAGGUCACAGCCAGGAUUCAAACCCAGAGCCUGCGCUCUUAACCCGCACGCUGUUGAACGCGUCCCUUUUCCUCCGCUGUGUGGUGGAUACAUGCAGUCGAUUCUCAUUAUUCACGGCAAAAUUCUGUAGAAUCGGGAAAACUGAGUUAGGAAUUAGGGAAUACUGGAUUCCUGGAGAAAUACUGAGUUAGGUUCCCGUGAGCCUCUGGCCACGUUCCUCAGGGGUCAGUUCACAGCCUUGGUCUGCGUGCCCCUGUGGAAGGGUGCCCUGUUGUAUGUUGUUGAUCUGCAGCAGUGACCUCACGGCCAGCAGCGCUGUGACUCGAGCCUGAACAAAGCAGAUCCAGCCCUGUCUCCACAGGGCCCAGGCGGCCUCCUCACACGCAGGGACACCAGACAGCACUCUGCACUGUGCUUGGGGCCUUUUUAAACAGCGAAAUCACCAACGAAAAGCACAAAAAUGCAAAAAUCGUGGCACUCAAUAGACCUGGGAAAGGGCACUUAUCUACAUACAGUCUGAGAGCUGGAACCAGAAGGCAGAGCGUCACCUUCUCCAACUCAGAUUGUCCCCUGCUCUGUGCGUGUCCUCCCGGGACCACGAAAGCACCACUGAGUGUUGAUUUUGAGGUUACAGGUACAUUUUAGCCCGUAGGAGAAUUUCCAAAUACAGAAUCUGCAAAUGGUGCAAGUGGACUGUCUGUUAAGUACGCUGGCCCAGGCUCACACACUCCCGAGUCUGCUGCUUCCUCUCCUGCCCCCUCUGCCAAGGUCUCCGUAGUGCCAGGGUGCCCAGGUUCUGCGGCAGUCAGGCUAGCCCCAGAUCUCCGUGGCUGAGAAAGGCUAAGGCUUGUUUCUCACCCACACCACGUGCCUGUGGCAGGGGGGCAACAGACUGCUGGUCGUGCUCGAGGAAACAUGCCUGAAGGAGUGGCCACCCUGUCGCCAGACAGUGGGAAUGGACUCAGAAAAGUCUCCACUGUGAGUUAAGUGCUCUGGCCAGGAAGCGCCUGUCAAAGUUCUGCUCACAGCUCAUUGGCCGGAACAGGUCUCUGGCCAGAAGGGAUGUACCACCCACCCAGGCACUUGUGUCUAACAUUCCCCUGGGGAUCUGAUGGAAGGCACAGCCCCGCGCUGGGGUCUGAGGGGGAAAACAGUGAGCUGUCCUGGAGGGGAGGUCAGGCAAAAUGUGCCGCCUGUCCCACGCACUUGGGCUGCCCUGGAAAAACUAGGUCUCUGAUGCUGAGACAUCUCCCCGCAUCUCCCCCUCCGGGCACAGCCAGCACCUGCCAGGUCCCGCCCAGACUGCUCUGGCACCUGCCACAGAAUCUGAUCCGGCCGGGAAGCAAAGGCUGUUUGUUCUCCCUGGCCGCCUUCUCAGCCAUCCCAAGGCCAGCGCCGGAUCACUUUCCAGGGUGUCGGCAUGUGACCGGGGGCUGCUGGAUGACCUAGGCUGGCCUCGGGUUUGACUGGACGGGCCAUCAUCGCCGAGCCACUGACCCUGCAAAAUCCCAAGCCCCUGAGCCCUGCCGGGCCAGGGCCAGCCUCAUGAAGGGGCCAGGGAGGCCCCGUGGAGCCCCUGCACCACUCCUCAUGGGUCACGUCAGCGCUGACAGCUCCAGCUGAGCUUACGUCAUCUCAGGCUACGGAGGAGGGAGCCGAAGCUCGUCCUCCCUGCAUUUGGCUCGCUCCCGGGCGCUGAGAGCCAGGCGUCACUGGGGCCUGGGGACCGAGAGGGAACUUCUGGAGAGACGUGGUCCCAGCUCCACUGCUCACUAGCUGGUGACGCUGAGCAGUGGCCUGACCUCUCUAUACCUCAGUUUCUCCAUCUUUACAGUGGGAGUCUCAACGUUCCUCACUUCAUUGGAUAGUUCUGAGGGAGAACGCGUGUGGGGCUGUGUCUCUCCGCUGCCCCUGCUGAUGGUUGCAAAGACCCUUCCUGGCUCUGACAGGCCUUCUCAGCUGGAAGCCUGAAGUUCAAGCAGGGUGGAUGGAGACUGCAACUCCUGGUGGCUUCUGCUAGUGGCAAACCCCACACUUCCUGUAUUCAUAUGUCACAGAGCCCAGCUUCGGCCCCUCCUGCCCUCUCCACCCCCAGAUCAGAGCACCGACCUGUGUCAGCCUUGACGUCCCUUUGGGCCCCCUCCUAGCCAAACCCCCAAAGCUACUGUCUUCUACCCCAUCAUUUGUUUUGUCUGUUCUUGAACUUGAUAUAAAUGCAAUGCCCCAGUGAGUCCUCUUCUGAGUCUGGCUAAUUCUGUUCAAUGUUAUGUCUAUUACAUUCAUCGGGGUGUUGCCUGUAUCAGUAACUCCCUGUUUUUGUUGCUGAGUAGUAUUCCACUGUAUGGAUGUGCCACAGUCUGUUCAUGCAUUCACCUGUUGAUGGACAGCUGUGUUGUCCUCAGUUCUUGACCCCUGAGUAAAACUGCUCUGUGCACUCUU